Molecule: messenger RNA, 2254 nt
Organism: Kogia breviceps (pygmy sperm whale)
Lineage: Eukaryota; Metazoa; Chordata; Mammalia; Artiodactyla; Physeteridae
Gene: ASPHD1
Product: aspartate beta-hydroxylase domain containing 1
Cellular component (GO): membrane
Source: RefSeq, a predicted model, not a curated record
CUGAGAUGGCCCGGCCCGCGGCGCUGCAGGCGAUUGGCUGAAGCCGCCUUCAUUAUCAAUCGGGCUCCCGCCGGGGGUUGGCUCUUGUGAAGGCGAAUGGGGAGGUGGAGUCACAGGCCAACUGGUCGAAGGCUCGGCUGACCCACGGACAGGCCGCAGUGUCCCUGUCCGCAGACUGCGAGCGCCGGUCUUGUCCGUCAGUUCGCGCGCUCGCCCCGCCCCUUACUUGCCGCGCCCCUAUCAGGCCCCGCCCUUUCUUUUCGCAUUGCGGGGCGCUGGAGGUUGGCGCUGUGCCCCCUGAGCCCCACGUGGCGCCCCGUCGGGGCCGGGGGAGGCAAAUCCGGAGACGACACCCCCAACCCGGCUGAGUUGCGGUGGCCACUGGGCGAGGGCGGGGGUAGCUAAGCUGAGAGGACUGUGGGGAGGGUGACGUCAGGGUGAGUGGGGGCCAAGGAAGGAGCGAGUGGGGGAGGGGGGAGAGAGAGAGAGCGAGAGAACCCGUGGGUCGGGUCGAGUGAGAAGCGAGGGCAGGAAGGAGAGAGGGGGAGGAAGGAGAGAGAAGUCGCUGCAGAGGACUGCUGGUUGCGGUUCCCAGGGCUGCGGGUCCAGGUGGGGUAGCAACUGCUGUCCGGGGAAGCUAGAAGGAGAGGCAGAGCGGGGAGGGAAAGAGAGAGCGAAAAGAGGGGCGGGGGGGGGCGGUGGUGGAGGGAGGAGAGAAGAAAGGAGACGGGGAGACAGAGGGUGGGGAAAGGAGAGACUGACGGGAGAGGCAGGAAACUGGAGAGAGAGGAAACUGCCCUAAGGAGAAAGAAGAGGAGGAGGAAAGAGGCGAAAGAGGAGGAGAGACUUGGAAGGAGAAAGAAGUAGAGGAGAGAGGAGAGAGAGGCAGAAGGAGAGGAAGGAAAGGAGAGUUAGAGGUACAUGAAGGAAGCGAGAAAGCAGGAGGUACAAGGUGGAGAGAGGACCUCAGAAGGAGAGAGAACCCAAGAGUAGGAAUGUGGAAGGGAAACAGCCCAGGGUGUAACCAGGGAGCAGCCAUGGAAGGAACCGGUGGAGAACUGGGGGGACAAGGGAACUGGGGUCUCGAAGAUGCCCCAGGCCUCUUGGCCAGGGCCUCCCUGCCCAUCAUGCCUACAUGGCCAUUGCCUCUGGCCUCAUCUGCCCUUACCCUGCUCCUUGGAGCUCUCACUUCCCUCUUCCUCUGGUACUGCUACCGCCUGGGCUCCCAAGAUAUGCAGGCCCUAGGGGCUGGGAGUCAGGCUGGGGCUGUCAGUGGUAGGCCUGGAGGGUGCUCUGAGGCUGGCAGACCAAGCCCACGGAGCUCUGGGGAGUCUGUGGAAGGACCUAGGACAGAAGGCCUAGUGAGCCGUCGUCUUCGGGCCUACGCCAGGCGCUACUCUUGGGCAGGGAUGGGUAGGGUGAGGCGGGCGGCUCAGGGUGGCCCAGGCCCUCGGGGAGGGCCAGUGGUCCUGGGCAUUCAGCGCCCAGGCCUGCUUUUCCUGCCAGACCUGCCCUCAGCCCCGUUCGUGCCACGGGACGCCCAGCGGCAUGACGUGGAGCUCCUGGAGAGCAGCUUCCCUGCCAUUUUGAGGGACUUUGGGGCUGUGAGCUGGGACUUCUCAAGGACUACCCCUCUGCCUCGGGGCUGGUCCCCACCACUGGCCCCUGGGUGCUACCAGCUCCUGCUAUACCAAGCAGGCCGGUGCCAACCCAGCAACUGCCGCCGGUGCCCGGGGGCCUAUCGGGCACUGAGGGGGCUGCGAAGCUUUAUGAGUGCCAACACCUUCGGCAAUGCUGGCUUUUCCGUCCUCCUGCCUGGGGCCCGGCUCGAGGGCCGCUGUGGGCCCACCAAUGCCCGAGUCAGAUGCCACCUGGGUCUGAAGAUCCCUCCUGGCUGUGAGCUGGUGGUCGGGGGUGAGCCCCAGUGCUGGGCUGAGGGACAUUGUCUACUGGUGGAUGACUCCUUCCUGCAUACAGUGGCUCAUAAUGGCUCUCCCGAAGAUGGGCCUCGAGUGGUCUUCAUCGUGGACCUUUGGCAUCCCAACGUGGCUGGGGCCGAACGCCAGGCCCUCGACUUUGUCUUCGCACCAGACCCUUGAAGGAAGGUGUUCCCUUCAGACAUCUGGGCUGGAGAGAUGCUGCGCUCGGGGAUGGCCUGAGUGGUAGCCAGGACCACCUCUCCAUUGCAGGGGGUGGGGUGGGGCUGAGGGUGGGAACUGGCCAGUGAACACCGAAAUAUAGAUUAUUAAAUCCU